This is a messenger RNA of Zalophus californianus (California sea lion), 1135 nucleotides long. Its product is annotated as disks large homolog 3-like. Gene Ontology annotation, biological process: chemical synaptic transmission. The record is from RefSeq and is a predicted model, not a curated record. Gene Ontology annotation, cellular component: neuron projection; postsynaptic density membrane; neuromuscular junction. Lineage: Eukaryota; Metazoa; Chordata; Mammalia; Carnivora; Otariidae. Gene Ontology annotation, molecular function: protein binding.
GACUUGCGAGAACAAAUGAUGAACAGCAGCAUGAGCUCUGGGUCUGGGUCCCUCCCAACAAGUGAGAAGAGGUCUUUGUAUGUCAGGGCCCCGUUUGAUUAUGAUGGAACUCGGGACAGCUGCCUGCCAAGCCAGGGCCUCAGCUUCUCCUAUGGUGACAUUCUGCACGUCAUUAAUGCAUCUGAUGAUGAGUGGUGGCAGGCGAGACUGGUGACCCCGCAUGGAGAAAGCGAGCAAAUCGGUGUGAUCCCCAGUAAGAAGAGGGUGGAAAAAAAAAGGGAAAGAGCUCGAUUGAAAACCGUGAAGUUCCAUGCCAGGACGGGGAUGAUUGAGUCUAACAGGUCGAUCAAAACAAAACGUAAAAAGAGUUUCCACCUCUCUCGAAAGUUUCCAUUUUACAAGAGCAAAGAAAAUAUGGCCCAGGAGAGCAGCAUACAGGAACAGGGAGUGACAUCCAACACCAGUGACAGCGAAAGCAGUUCCAAAGGACAAGAGGGUGCAAUCUUGUCAUAUGAGCCAGUGACACGGCAGGAAAUUCACUAUGCAAGGCCUGUGAUCAUCCUGGGCCCAAUGAAGGACAGAGUCAACGAUGACCUGAUCUCGGAGUUCCCGCGUAAAUUUGGAUCCCGUGUGCCACAUACCACUCGGCCUCGGCGUGAUAAUGAGGUGGAUGGACAAGACCACCGCUUUGUGGUCUCCCAAGAACAGAUGGAGAAGGAUAUUCAGGACGACAAGUUCAUUGAAGCAGGCCAAUUUAAUGAUAAUCUCUAUGGGACCAGCAUCCAGUCAGGGGGCAAGCACUGCAUCUUAGAUGUUUCCGGCAAUGCUAUCAAGAGGCUGCAGCAAGCACAGCUUUACCCCACUGUCAUUUUCAUCAAGCCCAAGUCCGUUGAAGCACUUAUGGAAAGGAACCGAUGGCAGACAUACGAACAAGCAAAUAAGAUCUAUGGCAAAGCCAUGAAACUGGAGCAGGAGUUUGGAGAAUACUUCACAGCCAUUGUACAGGGUGACUCACUGGAAGAGAUUUACAACAAGAUCAAACAAAUCAUCGAGGACCAGUCUGGGCACUACAUUUGGGUCCCAUCCCCUGAAAAACUCUGAAGAACCCCCACCAAGCACUCUCUUGUGAACAGAA